This is a messenger RNA of Williopsis jadinii, 2794 nucleotides long. RefSeq names its product CCR4-NOT core subunit CAF130 (gene CAF130). The record is from RefSeq and is a predicted model, not a curated record. The coding region runs from base 90 to 2771 and encodes 893 amino acids. Lineage: Eukaryota; Fungi; Ascomycota; Saccharomycetes; Phaffomycetales; Wickerhamomycetaceae. The transcript has a single exon.
CAGAGGGCUAAAAAAAGUUUUGAUGGUAAACAACUUCACGAACUCUUUCAAAGCACUUUGAUAAUGAUAAACAGUUGAAUGUUCUCGCGAUGGCUUUGAAGAAGAACAAAAAGAAAGGAAAAUCUUCAAGGAAGCCCAGCGUAUCCCAGACCGCUACGUUGAGCAAACCAUUUGAUGACUCAGCCGCCGAUACAAAUGAAGCCAUGUUUGGAGACUGGGACCCAAUGUUGACGAAUUGUCAACAUUACCUGAAAUACCACAGAGGGUUCGACUCGUGCCAGUUUGAGGGCUUCAGCAUCGAUGACGAUCCUGCUGAUAUGUUUCACAAAGCACACAUGAAAAGGUUCCACACGGAUAACGAACACGUUGGGUUUUGCACUGCAGUAGACGAUGGCGAUGAGGAGCCACCUUUGGGUGAUGAUGAGGUGCUCGAAUUCGAGCACCCGCUGUCAAUGGCCGAUGGUGCUGUUGAUAUGCUAUACGUAUCAAGGACACAGAAAAGACACGAGGUUCUCGCAGACUUACUACAGUUCAAAGACACACCAGACCUAAAGGAAUUGUUUGUAUUCAUAGCAACCAUCACAGACCCAAUGACACAGCCAGCGGAAACAGACACGCACGUCAUAAGCUUGGAAUUGCUUUCACAGCUUAUAAUAUCGCUUAAGCUUGAUGUCCACUCAUCGAUAGGUGAAUUCAACCUUGCACUUAGCCUCUUCAAAAUUGUGGAAAGCACGUUAAAGUUGUUGAACUGUGAGGACCAAGUGAAAUUACGAGGAUUGAACAACUCAGACUUGAAGAUCGAUUGGAGGAAUAAGCUCAAAGAAUGGACACCUAAUGGACUGAACCAGCAAGACCUUUUACUAAUAUACAUGAUUGACUGUGUGUGUCUUUAUACGAUAUACAAGAUUUACGAAUUUAAUGACCCAGACCUUUGCAUGAAUCCAUUCCUCGAUUUCUUUAUAAACCUAUGGAAAAUCUUUACAAACGUUGUUCUUCUGGGACUGGAAGUUGAUAGACGAGAAGAGGUUGAUGGUGAGGAAACCCCAGACAUUAUCAAGUACGUGAUUCGUGGCUCAAGUGCUGUGAGAUAUGUGUUGGCGUCGAUAUUAAACGAUGAAGUCAAAGACAGACUACACGAUUUCCAACAUCUGAAUAUCAGAGACUUUAUGUCUCCCUAUGGGAGACGUUGUGGUACUGCUGCGUUAUGCGCAGAUGUCAGAUGGUAUGUGGGUGCCAUGCUGGCAUUGGGCUCUGAUUUGAAAGAAGUUGUUGAGAUUCUGGUUGAUUUGGAGCCCAACAAUCGAUACGAUGAAGACGUGAAGUAUAUGUUUACGUACGAAUACGAAGAUUUCCACCACGAGGAGAUGUUUCCAGAGGAUUACGAAGCCGGUGAAAUACCAGAUGAUGACAUUAUAAUGUACUUUGACGAAGAUGGCCAUUUCCACAGAGUUGUGAGGCCGAGAUGUACCUGCCAGUUCUUUGACAACGACAUGGAAUCAGAGACACAAGAGAACGAGGAGUUCGACUCCAUACCACACGCAGUAAGAUCAGACCAAAACAUAAAAUUUGACGAGCUUGGAAGGGAUUGGAGAGACAUUGCACGUGGAGGCAACAUUUUCUUCAACCCGGAGUUCCAACUAGAUGCGUCGGGCUGCUAUUCAUGGCCUGAGCUGUGUCAAAUAUUCGAUGAGAUGGUGGAGCAUCAGGUGACAGACGAAAUCUCUACAAAAGUCAUAAAGACUAUUGCGCGUUCUGUUAAGUUGGAAUUGGAGAAGGAAAUCACAGACACGAUCAGUGAUAACACAGAUGUAAUUCCAGAGGAUGCCGUGACCACUGACAAGAUAUACGACAAGUGGAGCUCCGAUUGGCCAUUUGAUGCAAUGCUCUCUUUGAAUCCACAAUCAUCGUAUGCUAUGUUGGAUGAGAUGUUCAUGGCAAAUGGGUAUAGACGUGUCCUUAUUUGGUUCCUGACCCAUAUACCUUUAUCAUUCUCUCUAAUUAAUUAUAUAUUUGAAUUGUUGGAAGGACUGAGAGGAGAGGGGAGGAUCUCUAAGAAGUUCAAGUUUUCAAGACAGGGCCCUUUGGAGUUGUCUGAAAUUGAAAAGUCGAUGUUACUUCAUGAACUUCUAGGCAACUGCACGAUUUACAUCUCAAAAGUUACGAAUGAUGGGAAGCCCUCAUCUUCACAGAAUUAUACCGAUGUGGAGAGGUGUGUGAAGAUCAUUAAACUCCUUUGUCUCAUGAUCCAAAAACUGAUUGAUACCGAUGACAUCGACAUUGAGGAAUACAAAGUUGGGAUAACAAGUCUUUUAAUCAAUUGGAUAGGUAUAAUACCCGAGGCCAAGGAUCUAUUCUUCAGAAUCAACAAUACUAUCGGAAAAGACAAGCUGUCCGAACCUAUAAAGACACACGAGGCACAAUUAGGCACAGAACCAAAGCACGCAUCGAUACCAAAUCAACGCCAGCCAUCAAUGAAACAUCGCAAAUUCAGUCCCGAGUUGAAGGAAUCUUUGAGCAACGUCAUCAAGAAGCUGGACAAUGGCUCUUUCCUCUUUCGUCCGUUCUUUGAACUCAUAGAAGGUGGGAAUUCUAGCGAUGCUCCAGAAGCAGAAGUCGGAGCCCCACCACAGUUCAAAUUGAACCUGGAAAAUAGCAUUGCUGAAACGCAAACACCAAAGUACAUUCCUGGAGAACUAAGACCGCUCAUAAGAGAUGAGAAUGCUGAUCAUCUCAUUGCAGAACAAGCACUAAUGGAGCCCUAUGAUGUGUGAUUAGCGUCUAUAACAUGCGAGGA